Sipha flava (yellow sugarcane aphid) is the source of this 1347-nucleotide messenger RNA. Its product is annotated as elongation of very long chain fatty acids protein 4-like. Gene Ontology annotation, molecular function: fatty acid elongase activity. Lineage: Eukaryota; Metazoa; Arthropoda; Insecta; Hemiptera; Aphididae. Gene Ontology annotation, biological process: very long-chain fatty acid biosynthetic process; fatty acid elongation, polyunsaturated fatty acid; fatty acid elongation, monounsaturated fatty acid. Gene Ontology annotation, cellular component: endoplasmic reticulum membrane. The record is from RefSeq and is a predicted model, not a curated record. The transcript is spliced from 9 exons. The coding region runs from base 272 to 1108 and encodes 278 amino acids.
UUUAGUUCUUUAUUUUAUUUUCAAUCUUGACUUCUUAACGUUCAAUAAUUUCGUUGUGGAAAUGUGUAUCAAUUCGAAAAUUAUUAUUUUCUAAUACUAUACUUAUGCGAUUACUCCGUAAUAACUCGUAAAAAAAUUUAAAAAUAAAAUCAAUAAUGAAGGACGUGUGAUUUUUUUUUGUUUAUUACAAGACUUUAAGAUUGAUUGAAAGAAAUCUCUGAAUUAAAUCAUAAGACAAUCGUGAGACGGUUUGGCUGAUAUAAUAUAAAACAUGGCAAACGUAACUCAUGUGGAUUUGAACAAUUUCAUCAGUAAAACGAUGCAUACAUUUUCGAAUUUAAUUAAUCAAGAGUUAAAAUUCGAUGAAGUAGCCGAUUCUUGGGUGUUCAUGCGCACACCAUGGCCAAUGUUCAUAAUUUUGGCAGCUUAUCUGUUAUUUGUAUUAAAAUUAGGCCCUAAUAUGAUGAAAAAUCGUGAACCAUACAAUAUUAAACAUAUUAUGAUGAUUUACAACCUUGCACAGACUGCGUAUAAUAUCUACAUUAUAUCCGCGGUAUUCCUUAUACCCGGCACAUAUACAUACUUAUUAAAUAUUGUAUGCAUUCCAGACGAAACAGAAAGUAAUAGAUUUUAUAAAAGACAGUUUUAUAUACAAUCGUGGCAUUUUGUUAUAUCGAAAGUAUUUGAUCUUCUAGACACUGUAUUUUUCGUUUUAAGAAAAAAACAAUCUCAUGUGUCAUUUUUACAUGUUUAUCAUCACGUUAAUAUGGUUGUCACUACUUGGAUUUUCUUGAGAUUCAUCAAAGGUCAACAAGGAGCUCUAUGCGGUAUUAUGAAUGCUACCAUCCAUGCGAUAAUGUAUAGUUACUACUUCUUAGCAGCUCUGGGUCCUCAAGUACAAAAAUAUCUUUGGUGGAAAAAAUACGUGACAUGUUUGCAAAUCGUACAAUUUAUAGUCGGCAUAAUAUACGGAGUAUAUCUCUUUAUUUACGAUUGUGAUUUCCCGAGAUUGUUCUCCAUCUACAUGAUAUUUGACGUACUUCUGUUUUUGUAUUUAUUUGUUGCAUUCUAUAAUAGGACGUACAACCAAAAACAAAAGUCUCAAUAAACUCGAAAACCGACAGAACACGUUAAUAUGUUAGAUUAAUUAAUUAUGUUACAUUAAUAUGUAGACCUCGUCGGUAAUUUAUUAUAAACUCAACAGUAUACUAUAUUUAUGUACUUACACACAUUUUUAAGACUUUCUUUGGUAAAAAUCAUAUUUUAUCUCUUCUCCCUGAAGUAUUCUCAAACCCCCAUUUUUGCUCACACCUAUAAUUUGCAUAGUAGUAAUAAACAUAUAUUUUA